GGUUUUGGUAUCAUUCAUCAUUUCACUCUUGUCGAUAAGUUGACAAAUGCAUCGUCUUGUUACUAGAAUAGCUUAGUAAACGGGUAUAGAAUAUUAAGUCCAUUGUUAAAACCGGCCAUGUGUUAUCUCAGUUGUGUAUAUAAUAAGCCUAGAUGGCGACUAGAAAUCGACUUGAACAGCAUCAAACAAGAUACAGAAACACAAAACUAAAAACACUUACGACAAGUUCAUUGAACAAACUACCUAAGUUAUCCAUUCAAAAUGCGAUCUCACGAACACCGUCUUAUUGGGGCAGCCAAGAACAUCCCCGUCAACCCUCAAACUCCUGUCUUUUCGUUCAGUCCUAUUGUUCUACCCUUCUCAGACCGACCCCUUGACUUGGACUUGAAAGUCACAGCCCCUGCAACUGGCAAUGCUCUUCCCAUAAUCCUGCUCUCUCACGGCCAAGGCCGAAGCAACCAUCUUAACUCCCUGGAGGGCUAUACCCCUCUUGCUGAAUUCUGGGCUGCGCACGGGUUUGUAGUGAUUCAGCCUACGCACUUAUCCUCUCUAUCAAUCACGGUUGAAGCACCCCCUAAAGGCGACGAGUACUAUUGGAAAGACCGUGCUCAGGACCUAGUCAGGAUUCUCGACGAAAUUGACACCAUUGAGGCUGCUGUCCCUGGAUUGAAGGGGCGGUUGGAUAAGACCAAGGUUGCCGUGGCGGGACACUCCCUUGGGGCGUGGACAGCAAGUCUGGUCUUGGGUGCCAAGAACGUGGACUCACGCGACGGGACCCCCUUUGAGAAGUUCGAGAAACGCAUCAAGGCCGGGGUGAUACUUACCGGCACUGGAAAAGGGGGCGAGGACCUUUCAGAUAAUGGGCGUCUCCUAAUUCCCUUCUAUGGGCCUGACUUCAGUGAGAUGAAGACGCCAGCUCUUGUUGUAUGUGGAGACCAAGACGUGAGCCCCCAUCUGACUAUUCGCGGCACCGAUUGGCAUGCAGACAGCUAUUACCUUUCACCAGGUCCCAAAGACCUGUUGUGGAUCAAGGGGGGGAAGCAUGGGCUUGGUGGUGUGAGUGGUUGGGACACAGCGGAGACACAGGACGAGAGUCCCGAACUCCUGGGGGCAGUUCAGCGGUUGACAUUGGCGUAUCUGAGAAGUGCGCUUUACGGGGAUAACUCUUGGGAUAAGGCUCGUGAUGCCUUGAAGCAGCUUAGUGAGCUGGGAACAGUUGAGAGCAAAUGA
This is a messenger RNA of Daldinia vernicosa, 1230 nucleotides long. Its product is annotated as alpha/beta-hydrolase. Bases 262 to 1230 code for a protein of 322 amino acids. Gene Ontology annotation, molecular function: 1-alkyl-2-acetylglycerophosphocholine esterase activity. Lineage: Eukaryota; Fungi; Ascomycota; Sordariomycetes; Xylariales; Hypoxylaceae. The transcript has a single exon. The record is from RefSeq and is a predicted model, not a curated record.